Agrilus planipennis (emerald ash borer) is the source of this 334-nucleotide messenger RNA. Its product is annotated as tetraspanin-9-like. The transcript is spliced from 2 exons. The annotation marks the transcript as partial. The record is from RefSeq and is a predicted model, not a curated record. NCBI's taxonomy places the organism in Eukaryota, Metazoa, Arthropoda, Insecta, Coleoptera, Buprestidae. Gene Ontology annotation, cellular component: membrane.
UUUCUUUUGUAUUUUCCAGAUGACAGGAUGCGGCAUUUUAGGUGUCGGCAUAUGGCUGAGGGUGGCAUACGAAGGGUAUGCUACCCUACUGCCCCAGUAUGCAAUGCUGAGCGCUGACAUUUUAGCAAUUGUUGUGGGAAUAAUAGCCUGUAUUCUGUCCUUUUGCGCUUGUUGCGGAUCUUGGAUGCAAAGCAGGUUUAUGUUGAUUACGUUUCAUUGUUGUGGCGUUCAAAAUUAUGAGGAUUGGUACAUGAUAGAUGCUUGGCCUACAAAGAAAUGGGUUCCGGAUUCAUGUUGUGUUCCUGCUGUUAAGUUCGGGGUAGCAGAUGAACGG